This is a messenger RNA of Alternaria hordeiaustralica, 291 nucleotides long. RefSeq lists its product as uncharacterized. The record is from RefSeq and is a predicted model, not a curated record. Gene Ontology annotation, biological process: protein N-linked glycosylation. The coding region runs from base 1 to 291 and encodes 96 amino acids. Lineage: Eukaryota; Fungi; Ascomycota; Dothideomycetes; Pleosporales; Pleosporaceae. The transcript has 3 exons.
AUGUCGAGCCCACUUGUAGACGUCUGGGAGGCUGCCGCGUCCUCGCCCUUCAGCCCUGCUGUCGGAAAGAACACGCAGUUUACAGUCGGCUUCGUGCUGCUGGCCAUCUCUCUCAUCUUGACUACCAUCUUCGGCUUGAGUACGCGACAUAGCCACGCCCCUCUAGCGAACCCUACUCAUGCGCACACAGACCGCUCCUUCAUCAACCUCCCCGUUCUCGGUGUUCCCGCGUCAUUAGCAUUCGGCUUCGGCGCCGUCUACAUGAUCUGUGCAGUCGGCGUAUACGUCUAG